AUGAAGUUUACGCUAUCAUUAGUAAUUUUACAAGUUUGCUGCUGCUUAGCAGAACUAAGAGUCGGAGGUAAUAAUCACCAGAAAAUAAAUUAUAGAAGAAUACGUGCUUCAGAAUCAACCGAUUUAGACAGACUAUGUAAUUACACUGCCACGACGAAACCUGACUUUUCUUCACCUGGCAGAAGAAUAAGUGAAGUGAGUGCCCAAUGGUGGAAAGAUCAUCCGGGUACCGUCUAUGUCCCCUUUGCUGUAGGCGGGCGUUCAACGGAAAUUGGAGAAUUUCCACAUAUGGGUGCAAUCGGAUGGAAAGCAGCUGUUGGAACCUGGAUUUUUAAGUGUGGCAGCACCCUAAUUAGCUCGAAAUUCCUCUUGACAGCAGCCCAUUGUUCCAGGGUCUCUUCUCGUGAUGCCAGUGUCGCCAAUCCGGUCCCAGAGAUCGUUAGACUUGGUGAUAAAAAUAUCAUUGAUGUGUUCUCUAACAAUGUAUAUCCGUUGGAUUUCAAUAUCGAAAGAAUAAUAAAGCACCCAAACUUCGAUCCACCCAAAAAAUAUUUUGAUAUUGCAAUAAUAGAAUUAGUCUAUGAAGUAUCGUUCACCAGACUUGUUCAACCAGCGUGUCUUUGGACUAAAUUUAAUACGCAAGAGCUGGGACGAAAAGCCACUCUUACUGGCUGGGGCAUUGUUGAAUCAGCUGGAAGAGCAACAUCUCCAGAACUGCAAGCAGCAGAUGUAGAUGUUAUAAAUUCUAAUCAGUGCGAUAAUUACUUAAAACCAUAUCACAAUAGACAAUGGUUUGGUGUUGAAUCUCAUCAGCUAUGUGCGGGUAAAUUAGCUGGAGGAGUAGAUGCUUGUCAGGGUGACUCUGGCGGACCGUUACAAGUGAAAAUCCCCUUGCCAAUAAAGACAGAAGGAUCCAUGCACUACGUCAUAGGCGUGACGUCUUUUGGAAUAGGGUGUGCUUUGCCCAAUCAUCCUGGCAUAUACACGAGAGUUUCCAGCUUUAUAAAUUGGAUCGAAUCUGUAGUGUGGCCAGGAUUGUAG
Leptosia nina is the source of this 1041-nucleotide messenger RNA. Lineage: Eukaryota; Metazoa; Arthropoda; Insecta; Lepidoptera; Pieridae. The record is from the annotation of a GenBank genome assembly.